Python bivittatus (Burmese python) is the source of this 912-nucleotide messenger RNA. Lineage: Eukaryota; Metazoa; Chordata; Lepidosauria; Squamata; Pythonidae. The record is from RefSeq and is a predicted model, not a curated record.
AUGGACAAAUGCUUCCAGUGCCCAGAAGAUCAGUAUCCAAACCAUAACCAGGAUUUCUGCCUUCUCAAGUACAUCUCUUACCUCUCUUAUGAAGAAACAUUAGGAAGCAGCUUGAUGACAGUGGCCAUUAUCCUUUCUUUCACCACAGUUCCUGUACUAGGCAUCUUCCUGAAGUACCACAACACUCCCAUUGUCAAGGCCAACAACCGCAGCCUCUCCUACACCCUCGUCAUCUCCCUCCUCCUCUCCUUCCUUAGUUCUCUGCUUUUCAUCGGUCAACCCGUGAAGAUGACUUGUCUCCUUCGACAGACUGCUUUUGGGAUCAUCUUCUCAGUGGCUGUUUCCUUGGCUGUUUCCUGUUUGUUGGCCAAAACUAUCACGGUGGUCUUGGCUUUCAUGGCCACCAAGCCAGGAUCAAGGAUGAGGACAUGGGUGGGGAAAAGACUGGCCUUUUUCAUAGUUCUUUCCUGCUCCCUUAUUCAAACUCUUCUUUGUACUGUGUGGCUGGGAAUCUCACCCCCCUUCCCGGACUUUGAUAUGCGCUCCUUCAUCUCUGAAAUCAUUGUGGAAUGCAAUGAAGGGUCAGUUGUCGUGUUUUAUAGUGUCUUGUCUUUUAUGGGCUUCCUGGCUAUUGUCAGUUUUAUUGCAGCUUUCCUAGCUAGGAAGGUACCACACACUUUCCAGGAAGCCAAAUCCAUCACGUUCAGCAUGCUGAUGUUCUGCAGUGUGUGGUUGUCCUUUGUCCCUGCCUACAUGAGCACCAAGGGGAAGUACAUGGUGGCUGUGGAGACUUUCUCCAUCCUGGCCUCCAGUGGUGGGCUCCUGGCUUGUGUCUUUUUCCCCAAAUGCUACCUUAUUAUAAUUAGACCUGACCUUAAUAAACGGGAGCACUUAAUAAAAAGAGUAAAUUAA